Messenger RNA from Athalia rosae (coleseed sawfly), 6877 nucleotides. RefSeq lists its product as uncharacterized. NCBI's taxonomy places the organism in Eukaryota, Metazoa, Arthropoda, Insecta, Hymenoptera, Athaliidae. Bases 5627 to 6391 code for a protein of 254 amino acids. Gene Ontology annotation, biological process: deoxyribonucleotide biosynthetic process. The transcript has 2 exons. Gene Ontology annotation, cellular component: cytosol. Gene Ontology annotation, molecular function: ribonucleoside-diphosphate reductase activity, thioredoxin disulfide as acceptor. The record is from RefSeq and is a predicted model, not a curated record.
AACAUCUCAUACUUUUGAAAAAUACCAACAGAUUUUGAAAUUCGCUUACAAUCGAUUAAAAAACCGCACUUGAAGCUUAACGUCUCCAACUUGCCCCGGUCUCCCCUACUCAGAACAGGUAAUGAGGUACGUUUUGUUUUAAAAUCAUUUAUAAGUCCUUGUUCACUUUGUAAAAUAUUAUCUUAUCAAUUAAAGCUGACAGUCACUGAUGAUUAUUCAAUUAUUGGUUUUUUUUCUUUCAGCUACAGUUUAUGGAUUACACUGGAUUUACUGCCUCGUGUUAUGUGAUAUUUUAAUAAAAACGAGAACCAGCACAAUCACGUCCUGUCUUGUCGCUUAUCUUCCCCAGAGUGCUUGAUCCGGGUCCCUUCCUUAUUUCUCAAAUUUUGUUGCGCACUUGACCCAUAAUACGAGCGGGCAAUUCAACUGGUUUCACGCCGCGUAUACGACUGCCCAGGCUCGCUUAAAAUUGUACGAGUAUCUCGAACUACUCGAUAGACGCGUACUCUAUUACGAUACGGAUUCCGUAAUUUACCGGCGAAACAUGCUCGAUCCGAACGAGUACGAACCGCCAACGGGAAAUUUCCUCGGUGAUCUCACGGACGAAUUGGAGGCAUAGGGUAAGGGCUCCUUCAUUCACGCGUUUGUUUCGGGGGGUGCGAAAUUCUACGCGUUUAUGGUACGGCACCCCGACGGCAGCGACGCGGAAAUUUGUAAAAUCAAAGGCAUCACGCUGAAUCACGAUAGCAAAAAACGCAUUAACUUCUCGGCAAUUAGGAGAAUGGUGGUGGAAUCAGCGGAUCCCGUGCGUCUGGAAUACCGCGCUAUUCGUCGGACCGCAUUGCAUGAUGUUGUCACGCGAACGGAGACGAAAACCUGCAAACCCGUCUUCGUCAAGAGAUUCCGCCGCCCGAAUUCAUUCGAUACGUUACCGUACGGGUACAAAGACGUAAACGGGGGGUAAACAAGUCGUCCUCAGGCACGUGGAAUGAGGACCGCAUGCUUCGUGAGGCUCGCUCUCGCUCGACCUUUCUCUUCACGAAUAAAAUUUAGGUACAUCACGUCAACGAUCCAAGACCUCGUUUCUACCCUCCCUGUCGUCAGCUUCAUUCAGCUUUUCGUCAUAUAAGUACAGCGGCCGGGGUGCGACACCAUCAGAAUCAGAUUCACCGGAGACAAUCGAGGUCACGCACGCACGACUGAGAAGGAAGAGAAGAAGAAGAAGAAGAAGAAGAAGAAGAAGAAGAAGAAGAAGAAGAAGAAGAAGAAGAAGAAGAAGAAGAAGAAGAAGAAGAAGAAGAAGAAGAAGAAGAAGAAAUACACGGACAAGCAAUCUCAGUUGCAUCAAGACUCCGCCAAAGCGAAGUGACGCUAGACGAUGACUCUGGAUACACGUUGAAAGCAUCCGUUCUCUGCCAUCGUUGCAGGUCCAUCGGGCUGUGGAAAGUCCAAUUUCGUGAAGACUUUCUUAAAACACUGUGAUCGGAUGUGCGAUGCAAAAUUCACUCGCGUCAUCUGGUACUACGACGAAUGGCAACCGUUGUACGAAUCCACCAGUGGUAUAGAAUAUCGUGAGGGUUUACCGCAACACACUGACUACGACGGCGACAAGAGUCCUAAACUGCUGAUCAUCGACGAUCUGAUGCGCGAAGCGUCCAACAACGUAGUCGUCGAUUUAUUCACCAAAGUUUGCCACCACAAAAACCUCAGCGUCUUUUACAUCACGCAAAACCUAUUUCACCAAGGACUCGGUCAACGCGACAUUUCUUUAAACGCGAACUAUAUAGUAUUUUUCGGAAAUCCUCGGGACCGUGGUCAGAUACAACAUCUUGUGCGUCAGGUCUGUCCAGAGAACCCACGGUUUCUUUAAGAAGCCUAUCACGAUGCUACGGCCAUUCCGCACGGAAAUCUGCUACUCGACUUGAAACAAACGACCUCUGAAAACUGUCGCUUUCGGACGAAAAUAUUUCCUACGGAUGAGAAACACUACGUAUACGUUCCGAAAAAGGAUAUAAAGUCGAACGGAACGGGUAAAGUCCCAGUCAUUCAGCUGUGAUGCCGCGAGAAAGUCGUCGGGGAAGCAGUGCCAGCUUUGGCAAGACAAACACCGUCGCUCUGCAGGCUCUGCAAAAACUAAAUCCUGCUCAAAAAUUGGCUUUGCUCCGUACCGCUGACAAAACGUUGGUGAGAGAUAUUUGCGAGUGCGCUCUAAAUGUCUUACUGGGAAACGUGAAACUGUCGCGCGCCCAGAAAAUCCGUCUCGUUCAACACAAGCAAACGCUUCGUCAACUGGCCAAAAAGCAAGGUAGUUGGAAGAGUAAGAAAAAAAUUUUAAUUCAACGAGGAAACGGAUUUCUGACUCUCUUACUCGCACCGAUAUUAGGGACUUUGGCUUCUAGUCUGUUUUCAAAGUAGAAAGAAAAAUCACAGAGAGAGAGAAUGGAGCAUGCAAAGAAGAUGGUUUUAAUACCGGCGGAUACGAUUGAGAGAUUUCGACGUCGCGUCAGCGAGAAUACGACUGCGGAAGUUACACCGCCGCCGACGAAUGACGCCGCCGACAAUCCUGUCUCAAGACUGGACCAGGAGAUGAGAGUCAUCUUGAACUCAAAGUCGGAGGACAACGCGGAAAAGUGGAAACUCUACCAGCAAGCGAUGCAGCGGUAUUUAUUUUUUGCAAACGAGGAUAGAAAGCCGUUGGAAGUUCUGAUUCGCGAUAACGGAGAAAGCAACACGGCGAGCCGAUUACCCAACGAAAUACCGAGAGCGGUUGUGAAACGGGAGUAUCAGAAGAUAGUAGUCGCUGUUCCGAACAGGUAUGCUGCGAAAGCGGGACUUUUGAUGCGAUUGCUGACAAUGAGCGACGAAACAUCUGCGCGUUUUGGAUGGGAUGUGUCCGGUGUUGUUUCAAUCGACGGAGUAAUCAUUCCCGGUACAGAUAUUGUCGAUCUGAUCAAUCACACGAUGCUUUCGAGAAAGACAUUUGAUCCCGCAAAAAGCAUACAGUUUGCACGGUUUCUCCACGCGAUUAAUGUGCCGCGAGAGUGUGUGGGAAACGAUGAAUUUUGGAAAACUAUUCGAUCGUUUGACGAGACGCGAAGAAGCCUCGUUCCGAAAAGGAGAAGACCCGUCACCACCACCACCAGCGAUAAAACCGAUGAGACGGCUAGCCCGCAGCCUCAAGUUCCAGUAACGCGUAAUCGUUCGAAAGAGACCAACGUGUCUCCGGGAUCCCCCUAUUCGGGAGUACGAAAUUGGAAAAGACUGCGCUUUUCGAAGUGAUGCAAAUGCUCGAAGAGAUCUAUUACGACCCAGCACACCCUGCGGGCUACGCGGGUGCACGAAAUCUGGAACGGGCGGCUCGCGGCGAAAAGAUUCGAGCAAUGGUGAAGAAAUGGCUGGCUGCACAGGAUACGUACACUUUGCACAAAUCCGUGCGAAGAAACUGUGGAAGAGCAAGAUACGACGUUUCCCACAUCGACGACGUGUGGGAGGCUGAUCUGGCCGAUUUGAGCUCGAUAAGAAGAAAAAAUAACGGACAUCGCUAUUUACUGGUGGUCAUCGACGUUUUGAGCAAAUACGCCUGGGUCGUACCCCUGAAGUGUAAAACAGCCAAUUCCGUAGCGGAAGGAUUUCAACAUGUGCUAACCACAACCCCACGUAGACCUGUUUUACUGCAGACCGACAAGGGUAAGGAGUUUGUCGGACAUACAUUUCAAAAGCUUCUUUCGGACAACGGCAUACGAUAUCGCACUACCCGCAAUCCCGAUAUUAAAGCGGCUAUCGUCGAACGCUUCAAUCGCACACUCAAGGAGCGACUUUGGCGUUAUUUUACGCAUAAAAAUAGUCAGCGCUACGUAGACGUUUUACCACUCAUCGUUCAAGCGUACAACGAGACACGUCACUCGAGUAUCGGUACGUCCCCUGCCGAGGUGACGCUAGAAAACGCUGCAAAAGCGCGGGCUUACAUGCAGAAGCGGUAUCCAGCACGUCGUAUCGGCAGACUCUAAUUCCGCGAAAACGAUAUCGUGCGAAUCAGCAAAACCAAAGGAACUCUCCAGAAAGGCUACGAGGCAAACUGGAGCGAAGAAUUGUCCAAAAUUCGCCAAGUACUCGCUCGCGCACGGAUUGUCUAUGUAUUAGAGGAUCUCUCCGGCGAAGAAAUUGACGGUACUUUCUACGAACCUGAGCUUCAGCGUAUCGAGAGAAGAGGUCCCGAUGGCGAUGCCCUCCAAAAUUGAAGAAAAAAAGAGAUAAAAGAAUGGAUCAACGGUGUCGUCGCAGUCAUUCGUUUUGCGUACGUUGACGCGGAACCUCGCAAGACACGCCAGUGCGAUGGCAAAGGACCACUUUUACAUCACACUUCCGAGCAAUAGCUCAGUCCCCUUUUUCCCGGACAAUCGUUCCUGCUGCUACAUCACGCAGUUACCACGCGCGAUCGUGCUAAGUGGCGAAUGGGAGGUGGGAAUCGCGGAAAUUCAUUAUCCACUAACAUUUUCACAAGAUUUCUACUCGGUUCCCGGUCAGGAUGUAUCGUCAGAUUUCAUCCUGCCGAACAUCCCGUCGUGUCAAAUGUUUGUCUACUGCGAUCUCGUCGAGUCCCGUAUAGUCGGUGAUGUACACGCUCCGCUCCUACGAGUCGUACACGCCUGCUGGGAACAACACUCAAUACGCGGCGAAUCUGAUACAAAAAUUUUCUUGCAGCCACACUACCUACCGCUGCUUUACUCGAACUUCCGCAACAUAGAGAUUAAUAUAAAAGAUCACACUGGAAAAUCCAUCCCAUUCGAUUACGGGACACUGACGGUAAAGCUUCACUUCAAACGUGUUCGUUGAUACGAAAGGGGUAGAAGACGAAGAAACAGACGAUAUGGUUGACUACACGGAACAUUAUGAGAAUCAACUCAAAGGUGGUGGUGGUACGGGAACUUUUUAUCGCGGUGUGCCACAUCAACGAGGUCACGGUAUCGGUAGUUUCUUGGGAGGAUUAUUUCGCAGAGUUUUGCCGUUACUAAAAAGUGGAGCGAAAGCCGUUGGAAAGGAGGCCUUGCGAGCAGGGAUGAACGUCAUGGCUGAUAUGGAGAGCGACGUACCCUUCAAAGAAGCCGUCAAAUCACGGGCCAAAGAAUCAGGGCGUAAUUUGCAGAAAAAGGCCCAAGAAAAACUUACCAAUCUUAUGCAGGGCUCCGGGUAUAAAGGGGCGCUCACAAGACCAAGGAGACAGUCGUUGGUCGCCCGCGUUAAUCGUCUCGUCGCAGCGCAAAAGGUUACCAGGCGGAAGAGGAAUUCGAAUAUUAAGAAGAGCAAGAAGAAGAAGAAAAAGAAGACGUCCCGUACCGCGUCAAGCAAGAAUAGAGGGCGAGAGAAACACUCCAAAAACGAACCGUGAGGGAUAUAUUUGGACCGGCGUAAUUUGUCGCACUAUAUCCGUACGAUGGCUUUUCUACACGCGCGCCCGAGUGAGUGCACGAAAUCCGAAUUGGAUUUAUUCUCUGUACCUUCGACACAAACCUCGAUCGAAAGCAGACAAUAGAUACACUACAAGCCGGUUUCCUCUCUAACCGAUGACUCUCCGAUCGAAUUCGCUGUACCGGGGCACGGUGACGAGUACAUCGACCUUGCCCACACUAUGCUGAGCUUACGCGUACAAUUACGCCGAACAAAAAAGGAAACAACCGCAUCGGCGAGCAAGGACGCUUCCACUACACCAUGGGUGACCCCUAUAAAUAACUUACUUCACUUAAUGUUUAAUCAAGUGGAUAUAUUUUUCAAUCAAAAACCGGUAUCACCAGCCAACAACUCUUACGCCUACCGCGCCUACAUAGAGACGCUGCUGAAUUACGCACCGAACGCUAAACAAUCGCAUCUUACGGCUGGACUGUGGUACGAUAACAAGAACGGCGAAACAGAUAUUUGCGAACCGCGUGAAAACGACGUUCCCCUAAUGAACGGUUUCAUCAAACGCAACGAAAUCAUACGAAACGGACGCGUCGUAGAUUUGAUCGGACAUCUCCACUGCGACGUCUUUAAUCAGGAAAAGUUUUUACUGAACGGUGUAGAACUACGAGUACGCCUCGUACGCUCAAGAGAUAGCUUCUGCCUUAUGGAAACUGAAGCGCUGCAUACUCUCCAUAUUCUAGAAGCAUCUUUACUCGUGCGCCGAGUGAAAAUCAGCCCAGGUAUAUUGCUGGCUCAUGCAAGAACUCUAGCCAAGGGUACGGCAAAAUAUCCGGUUACCCGAGUUGAAGUCAAAGCCUUCACCAUUCAUGCCGGCGUGCAGGCUGAGACGCUGGACAACGUCAUACUCGGACAACUACCGAAACGCGUCAUUUUGGGGCUAGUCAGCAACAAGGCUUUCAACGGUCACAGACAACAGAAUCCCUUCAACUUUUAACAUUUCAUGCUGAAUUAUCUAUCGUUGUACGUCGACGGCAUUCAAAUACCCUCGAAAGCUUUGCAACCGAGCUUUGGAAAGAACGGCGUACACGUCGACACGUAUCACACUUUAUUCUCUGGGACCGGAGUACAUUUUCUCAACGAGGGCUGCGGUAUCGGACGACUACACUACGAAAUGGGAAAUUGUCUCACAGCAUUUGACCUAACGCCUGAUCUUGCGGCCAACUGUUCGUCUCACUGGUCACUCAUCAAACACGGAACACUCAGGAUUGAAUUACGCUUCGACGAUGCACUCAAAGAAACUAUUAACUGUAUCGUGUACGUGAAAUUCGACAAUAUUAUUGAAGUCGAUGCAUCGCGUCAGGUUGUCACAGAUUUCGGCGGUUAGCCCGAACGCUGACAUAAAACAGACGGAGCGACACGUGUUGGGACCAUGCCCGAACAGAAGCACAGUGGGUGGUACGGCUCGACGACUUUAAAAAAG